This is a messenger RNA of Rhizopus microsporus ATCC 52813, 1305 nucleotides long. RefSeq lists its product as uncharacterized. Gene Ontology annotation, biological process: endoplasmic reticulum to Golgi vesicle-mediated transport; Golgi organization; endoplasmic reticulum organization. Lineage: Eukaryota; Fungi; Mucoromycota; Mucoromycetes; Mucorales; Rhizopodaceae. Gene Ontology annotation, molecular function: D-mannose binding. The record is from RefSeq and is a predicted model, not a curated record. The transcript has 11 exons. Gene Ontology annotation, cellular component: Golgi membrane; endoplasmic reticulum membrane; COPII-coated ER to Golgi transport vesicle. The coding region runs from base 1 to 1305 and encodes 434 amino acids.
AUGAAAGCCUAUAGUUUAUUUAUAGUUACGGCUUUAUUAUUAGAAACUUGUUCAGCUGGCAUCUGGGGUUCAUCUGAGGUUCAUCAAGUAGAUCCCCAACAGGCAGAAAAAGACUUGCCUGAUACUCCAACAUCAAAAUAUGAUUACAAGUUAUCGUUCAAGAAGCCUUAUUACUAUAACAAUUCAGUCCCUUUUUGGUCCACGGGCGGAGAUGUGUUUCAGGGGGAGGACUUUAUUCGACUUUCACCUUCUAUCCCAAAUACAAAAGGAUGGAUCUGGUCUGAUAGACCCAAUCCAUAUGAAGAAUGGGAAGCAGUGGUUGCUUUCAAGGUAUCUGGAACAAGUAUGCACGGUGGUCGUGGUUUAGCCUUUUGGUAUACAAAAGAUAGUAAACAAUCAGGCCCCAUUUUUGGUUCAAAGGACAAAUGGGACGGUUUGAGCAUUUGGUUAGACUCGGCUAAUCCUGUGAACCAUAAAGCUUCUACAAUGGCUAUAUUAAAUGACGGCACAUUAUCGUUUGCAUCCGGCGUCGAUCCUCGUAAAUAUGCGCUUGGAACAUGUUCUAUUACUUAUCGAAACUCGCCUACUCCUGCAUAUCUUAAAGUCACUCUAAAAGAUAAUACAUUAACACUCAUUCAUCCAAUCGGUGAAGGAAAGGAUUAUCGCAUCUGUUUACAAAGAUCAGGCAUCAAGUUACCCACUGGUUACUUUUUUGGUAUUUCUGCGUAUUCCCAUACACCUGCAGAUGAUCACGAUGUCAUCUCCUUUGAGACAAGACAACUAAACCCACCCAAGAAGACAUCUCGUCCAAAACGUCCAUUGGAAGAAGAGAAGAAGAAGAAAGGCGAAGAGUUCAGCGGGAUUGAUGAUGAACAAAAACAGAGGAUUCAAGAAGCCGAAUAUCAAAUGAGAAAAUUACGAGAGUCUGGUAAUGACAUGGGUCAUGAAGUAGCCGUUACCAUGUCUGCUAUUUAUGAUACCCAAGUAAGAACUAUUGAAAGACUUGAAGUAUUACAGCUUCAGAUCGAAGCUUUGGGUGCACCUACUCCUGAAUCAAUUGUUGCUGGUAAUUAUGAAAAUGUAAAGAGAAAUAAUCAAGGCGACAGUGGAGUUAGUAUCGAAUUAAGUCGUAGGGUAGAUGAAAUACGUGAAGAAACAAAAAAAAGCUCUGCUCAAUUUGAAAGACUUGCCAGUGAUCAAGGACGUCAGAUAAAGGAACUUCAGAAUUCUAUUCGCAAAUUAGAACAAACUUUAUCUGGUUUAGAUGUAGGUUUCUCUUUUUUGUUUAAAUGGGUACAAAACUAA